AUGCCGAUUGCAAAGGUGCCAACCAUAGAAGAUUUCCCCAAACUCCACACUCUAGAGGUAGAUAUUGACCGGUUUCUCAACCGGUAUAUCCCCCAUCCACGAUGGCACCUCGUUCCCAGGCCGGUCGCCCAUUUUUUGGGGCAUCGGCUCCAUCCGCCUAAAAAAGUCGGCAAUGUGCUGGUUAUGUUUUGGUCCUUGAUUGGCGUGUUCACUGGAUUGUUGAUCGUAACCGCAGCAUCAACUCACAUCCCUUCGUUCCAGGAGCGGGGUGUGCCAAUCAUCGUCGGGAGUUUUGGUGCUGCUGCUGUCCUAGAAUACUGCGCGAUAGAAUCUCCCCUGGCUCAACCUCGAAAUGCUCUAUUUGGCCAGUUUUUCUCAGCCCUCGUCGGAAUAUGCGUUGCGAAGCUCUUUGCGUUGAAUCCGAACCAUGACAAUUUAUACUGGAUCGCUGGGCCGAUUGCGUGUGCAGCGGCCACGCUGGUGAUGAUUCUCACCAAAACAAUUCACCCCCCUGCUGGCGCGACCAGCUUGCUUGCGGUUGUGGAUCCAACGGCAAGGAAUUUGGGCUGGUUUCUGCUUCCCGUUGUGCUUCUCAGCUCUGUUUUGAUAUUGGUUUCCGCCCUUUUGUUCAACAACGUACAGAGGCAAUUCCCUUUGCACUGGUGGACUCCCGAAAAGCUUCUACCGACGAUUCGUGAAAGGGACGACAGCUCGUCGACCGACGUUGACGAGGAGAACCCAACCAACCUCUCCAUGCCCGAAGAGAAAGCACCAGACGACCAACAAAUAAUCGUGGCGCCGGGCCAGGUGUUCGUCCCGGAGUCAAUCACCCUUACAGCAGACGAAAAGCAUUUAUUAGAGCGACUGAGUAGACGGUUAUAG
Messenger RNA from Uncinocarpus reesii 1704, 882 nucleotides. RefSeq lists its product as uncharacterized. Bases 1 to 882 code for a protein of 293 amino acids. NCBI's taxonomy places the organism in Eukaryota, Fungi, Ascomycota, Eurotiomycetes, Onygenales, Onygenaceae. The record is from RefSeq and is a predicted model, not a curated record. The transcript has 2 exons.